AAUUACAAAUUCUGAAUGUAGUUAGAGGAUCCUAGGAGGCACAGUGUCUGGACCGAGCCUGAGGUAUGUCUCUCAUUUCUGACUUUAGUUCUUUCAAUGGGGAAAAUGGAGAAGAUGUUCCGUUUUAUCCUUGUCUCCACUGCUCUGAUAAUGGGCAGGGAAAGCUGGGCUCUUGAGAACUGUUCCCAGGAGCAGGCACGGCUAAGAGCCCAGGUGCACCUGCUUGAGACCCGGGUCAAACAGCAACAGAUCAAGAUCGCGCAGCUUUUACAAGAGAAGGAGGUCCAGCUCCUUGAUAAAGGAGAUGAAAAUAGUGUCGUUGACCUUGGAGGCAAGAGGCAGUAUGCAGAUUGCUCAGAGAUUUUCAAUGAUGGGUACAAACGCAGUGGAUUUUACAAAAUCAAACCUCUCCAGAGCCCAGCAGAAUUCUCUGUUUAUUGUGACAUGUCCGAUGGAGGAGGAUGGACUGUAAUUCAGAGACGAUCUGAUGGCAGUGAGAAAUUCAACAGAGGCUGGAAUGACUAUGAAAAUGGCUUUGGAAAUUUUGUCCAAAAAAAUGGUGAAUAUUGGCUGGGUAAUAAAAAUCUUCACUUAUUGACCACACAAGGAGACUACACUUUAAAAAUCGACCUUGCAGAUUUUGAAAAAAAUACCCGUUAUGCACAAUACAAAAAUUUCAAAGUUGGAGAUGAAAAGAAUUCCUAUGAGUUGAAUAUCGGGGAAUAUUCUGGGACAGCUGGAGACUCCCUUUCAGGGAAUUUUCAUCCUGAGGUUCAGUGGUGGGCUAGUCACCAAAGGAUGAAAUUCAGCACAUGGGACAGAGAUAAUGACAACUACAAAGGGAACUGUGCAGCAGAGGAUCAGUCUGGCUGGUGGUUUAACAGGUGUCACUCUGCAAACCUGAAUGGUUUAUACUACAGAGGCCCCUACGUGGCUGACACAGACAAUGGGGUUGUCUGGUACACCUGGCAUGGGUGGUGGUAUUCUUUGAAAUCUGUGGUUAUGAAAAUUAGGCCAAAUGAUUUUAUUCCAAAUAUUGUUUAAUUGUUCCUGUUGGGCUUCCAUUUCUGCAGUUCAUCUUGGUUUAAAGUGAUUUGAAAAACUAAUUCUGAACAUACACAUGUACGACAAUGGCAAUUGUUGUGUGUACUUCUAUUACUUCUUUUUAUUUUUCUUACUUGCCUUUAUUACUUAAUGUACUUUCACAACAGCAAAUAUGCAAUAUUCACCAAAUAAAGGUAGAUGGGUUAAUA
Galeopterus variegatus (Sunda flying lemur) is the source of this 1253-nucleotide messenger RNA. RefSeq names its product fibrinogen-like 1 (gene FGL1). The transcript is spliced from 8 exons. The record is from RefSeq and is a predicted model, not a curated record. Bases 97 to 1044 code for a protein of 315 amino acids. Gene Ontology annotation, biological process: regulation of immune response; negative regulation of T cell activation. Lineage: Eukaryota; Metazoa; Chordata; Mammalia; Dermoptera; Cynocephalidae.